GGCAAGCGCUUUCAAAACAGAGGAACAUGGCGAACGCGUCUUUUAAAUGCAUCGAAUGUAACGAGGAAGCUUCUGAAUUAUACCGAGAUUACAGAAACGGCAUAGUGAAGAUAACAAUAUGUAGAUCCUGCGCAAAGCCCGUGGACAAGUACAUCGAAUACGAUCCUGUCAUUAUUCUCAUAGACGCCAUCUUGUGUAAAAUCCAGGCGUUCAGACACAUUCUGUUCAACACUCAGAUCAACCGAGCUGUUUUCUCUCCUCAGAUCCACUGGAAGCUGUGUGUUUUCUGCCUGUUGUGUGAGGCGUAUCUCAGAUGGUCGCGGCUCCAGAGUUCGGAGGUCACCAGUGAUCCCUCUGACAUCAUCAGAUACGCGAAAGAAUGGGAUUUUUACGGGAUGUUCGCUCUGGCUUCUCUGGAGCUGGGUGUGUACUGUGCAGGUGUGUUAGCGGCGUUAUGGUGCGUACAGAAGCUCUAUGGCGUCUCGGUAGAUACGUCCGAUCUGCUGAAGGCUCUGCUGCUCUCCUGCUACGGCAAAGUGCUGCUGAUUCCUGCAGUGAUCUGGGAGCACGAUUACUCUCCUCUCUGCUUCACCCUCAUCCGAGUGUUUGUGCUCACGUCCAACGCACAAGCCGUACGGGUGAUCCUGAACUGCCGCAGACGUGUGUCCGUGUUCGCCGUGGGCGUGGGCCUGCUCGUCGAGACGUGCGCGUCUCACGGUCUGCACAAACUGCAGACGAGCUCGCACGCGCUCCUGCCAGAGCUCUACACGUAAACGCGAAGACCUCGGAGCGGACCGAACCGACGCUUUCGGUCCAACCGGUCCCGGGGCUACUUCACUUCUCUCUGUCCACGCACGGGCUCGUCCAGGUGAUACGAUGCGAUACCUGUCGCUGACGUGAAAAGUUCACACCGCGAGGAAGGAAGAGAAGAUCUCCCAGGAUCCCCUGCGCGUUGUGUGUACACACAUUCCUGAGGUGGUUCGUCAGAUUCUUGCCAAUUAGCAUCAGCGAGCGAGAGACGAUAAAAACAAAUAGAGUGCAGAUGGUGUGUGUUAACACCACACACACACACACACACACGACUCAAUACACUCCUGGUGCUCUGUGAUUUCUGUGUAUUAAAUAAAAGCUAUAAAGAUAUGUUUAUAGAAACAUGAGUGUGUUGCACAGCUUUCUGGAAUGAUUCGUGAAGCUAGAGUAAACGUCGUGCUGGAUUAAAGCAGCAGGAACAACAAAAAAACACAGAAUUUAUAACAGAGAAAUGAAGUCGAUCGGACAGGACGUCCGUCUCUGUCGGAUUUCCCCCUCAAGCUACGAGGCUAAUGUAGCUAACGAGUGAUGAUAGUUGGUCUCGUUGACCUUUUAGCUAAAAACAAUGUAAAUGCUAAUAUGGUUCCGCUAAUACAGACCUCCCCUGGGAUUAAGGCUUCUCUUUCUAGCCAUCACAAUCCACCAGAACGGCUUCGCCACACCUCGCCGUCUCUGGAGCGACGGACACUAAACAAACAUCUUACGUCCUUACACCUCCUGACCAAUCAGAAUGAAGAAUACAACAGGGCAACAGGGCUGUGGUAUAAAUUGCUUUAAUAAUAAUAAUAAUAAUAAUAAUAAUAAACACAAGUUAAAAAAAAAACACAACUUUC
Molecule: messenger RNA, 1643 nt
Organism: Ictalurus furcatus (blue catfish)
Lineage: Eukaryota; Metazoa; Chordata; Actinopteri; Siluriformes; Ictaluridae
Gene: arv1
Product: ARV1 homolog, fatty acid homeostasis modulator
Exons: 5
Coding region: 27-773 (248 amino acids)
Biological process (GO): sphingolipid metabolic process; regulation of plasma membrane sterol distribution; sterol metabolic process
Cellular component (GO): Golgi apparatus; cortical endoplasmic reticulum
Source: RefSeq, a predicted model, not a curated record